Messenger RNA from Trypanosoma brucei brucei TREU927, 1167 nucleotides. RefSeq lists its product as hypothetical. NCBI's taxonomy places the organism in Eukaryota, Euglenozoa, Kinetoplastea, Trypanosomatida, Trypanosomatidae. Gene Ontology annotation, molecular function: protein binding. Bases 1 to 1167 code for a protein of 388 amino acids. The transcript has a single exon. The record is from RefSeq and is a predicted model, not a curated record.
AUGAUAGCUGAACAACAGAACCAGGGAAAGGAAUGUCCUGAUGAACCGGGGCCAUCGUCGUCUUGCAGUUCGGCCACGCGACACCGCUUUCAGGACCUGCCGUAUGAUGUUCUUUUACGUUGUGCGGAGUUCAUGUCCGUGCGCGAGGUGCUCUCGCUAGGAACAAUCAACUGUUUCUUUCAUGCCUUUACCACAUCAGAAAACAUUGUGUUGUGGAGACACUUCACUGAGCGUGUUUAUUUGCAGCACCCUUACACUUUGAGGCAAACCCUUUUCAACGACUCACUACUGCGAAUGUACGCUGCCAUAAACUCCAUACCGGUCCCUCUUUCUUCAGCGAGAGCUGGGGUCUCGGAUGAGUAUGAUGUGUUGAACACAGCUGCCAUCUCGAGCCAAGUAAUUUCACAAGAAAAACUAUACCAGUGGGUGACAGACCGAUGUGAAGAGGUAAUUCAGGAUUUGCGUUUGUUCGCAGACAUCGUAGAAAAUGCGGACUCACGAUUUGCACUUACGGGUCUUUUAGUGGCGUUGCAGGCUGUUAAGAAGCGCAUGUGGUGCACUGAGGUCGCAGAUCUUGAAAGCGUGCGAGAUUUACUGCGGGCAACUGUCGUGGAAGAGGAACAUGAUCAAGGGUGGGUUGUGCUGCAAACAAUAGCGAACAGAACAAUCCCGAGGCGGUUCUUAACCUCCUUUACGGCACGCAUGCAGUCAGACAAUAUCGAGUCCCUCAACGGAAAGUACAAACUCUUGAAGCGGUGUUGGCAGAGAGCCGCUGCUGUAGCUCGUGAAUACAUGCAACUGCGUGAAGUGCUGCGCGUGGUUUUGGCGGUAUCGGAAGUUGCCGAUCAUCCAAACGCGCAACAGCGGUAUGAUAGUGUGUGGUCAGCACUUUGUGGAACCACGGCGAUGCUUAACGCUGAAAAGCGCCGGCGCUGUAGUGAGUCGGGGGACCUUGACGAAGUGGGAGCAGUCAUUCCCAUGAGCGCAACCGACGAUGCGCUGCUGCGUCAAAUACGUAACUUGGAUAAGGUGACAAUUGGGGAUAUUGUGAGUUACUUCUUUGGUUAUGUGAAUGGCAAGGUGCAGCGCAAGACGUUCCUGGCAGCUCUCUUCAGCAUGAAACACUUAGCAGGAGCGGAGGGAUAUGAAAGUGUUCCCUUUUGGUAA